Molecule: messenger RNA, 882 nt
Organism: Prionailurus viverrinus (fishing cat)
Lineage: Eukaryota; Metazoa; Chordata; Mammalia; Carnivora; Felidae
Exons: 3
Coding region: 55-771 (238 amino acids)
Source: RefSeq, a predicted model, not a curated record
UUGUGGGGAUAGCGCCCGACGGCUCAUUCGUUGGGAUACCUUCGCCUGACGAACAUGUUCUCCUGUUGUGUGCCCGUGUCCCGCGGCCGCCGACUCGGGGGAGCCCCUGGCCGCGACGCUUCCCGACCCUGGAGACAGCGGGUCAGGUCGUGCACAGGACGCCUCAGGUCUCUAGCUCGCAGGGAACCAAAGAAAUCAACUGAUGAAAUCGGGAAACGAUUGGCGGAAUCCCGAUUCACCUACCCUACAGAGUUGUGCGUGUGCCCCGUCGCCCAGGAGGGCCACCCUGGACCCAGGGAGAGAGUGGCCGCACGGAGGUCUCAGGAAGCAGGGCCUGGAGUUGGCCUGGGAAGGCCUCCUUCACCGCCCUGGCCCCUCCACAGGGUCCUGGUUCACCGGUCCUGGGAUGAGGACCCAGAGUCCCCGGAGCCAGAGCCCGAGGAGUCUGGAGCAGGAGUGGAAGCCGGUGCGGCUCCAGAGCCCGACCCAAGGGCAUCGGGGUCCUCGGAGUCUCUGCAGGCAGUGGUGGAGUCUGGGGCAACUCCUGCAGGGGCCAGAGAGCCAGCAGGUGACCUGGUACCUGUGCUGGGACAGCGGGCAACUGAACAGAGUCAGCUGGUUCCUGCUUCUGCUCCCGACACCGUUCCUGCCACCGCCCUUGUUCCCGCAUGGAUGCUGGUCACAAAUCAAGGGCCCGAAGGCCUUCGAAGGGUGUUUAUUGUAUUUCUAAUUGUUGCUCCAAUCCCAGUCUCCGCCCCCCCACCAGAAUGACUCUUCCUCUUCUCCCUUAUCCUUUCUCUCCUCCACUUUUUAGCUGUUACUUUAUUUGCUUAUGGUUUGUUUAAAAUCCACAUUAAUCUUCAAUAAAAAUUUUGUUUAUUU